UUUUUGGGUAGUCACGCUGGCGAGCGCGUCUUGUCCGCGUCCAAAAAGUUUCGCGUUCAACACCUCCUCGCCCUCGCGUUCGCGCCUCCUCCUUACACUCGCUUUCGGGGUCCUACGCGGGAGCUUGCAUAGAAGGAAUGUUACCCCUUGGUCUUCGGCUCGGUGCGACCAGCUCUCGCGGUGCAGCACGUCUCGUGCCAGCGUGCAAGCACGGUCGUUGGGUGCGGUCAAGAAAGUACCACGAGCGGAAAGCACUGCCAUAUCCAAUCGAGAAUGGCCUUGGGAAAUUCUUGUCACCGGCAUCCCUGAAGGUCAUCGCAUCGGACUAUCAGAAUGGGCUGUUGGACAGGCUUAACGACCAGGUCCGAGGUACCGUAUUGGAGAACAAGAGUGUCGUCCAGACUGCCAUCGAGGCAGCCCGCGACCCUCACAAAGUGCUGGAGUUCGACUACGCCUGCGAAGCCCUCAACAACUCGUUCUUCCUCGAGAGCUUGAAACCCCCAGCAGAUGGUGCACUGUCGAACGAGGACGCCCUGGGCAGCCAGAACACCGUCUUCUCCGCGAUCAAGGACCAGUACGGCAGCAUGGAGCAGUUCCAGUCGAAUUUCAGCGCAGCGAUCCUCGGCAUGUUCUCCUCCGGGUGGUUGUACUGCGUCGUGGACAACGUCGGCGAGAUCGCCUUCUACCCCAUCUUCGGCGCAGGCACGCUCCUCAUCCGGUCGGGCGAAUACCAGCUACGACGUGAAAAGAUCGUCGGCGAGAUCAUUGCUCGGGGCCUCAGACUUGGCCAAACUUCCCCAGCACCAGCGACUGGUGCUGAGACGGCCGAGUCCCCCAUCGCGUCAUCACCAGUGUCCGGUGUCUCGCAGAACCCCUUGUCGACCCCACCGCCCCCGCCGCACUCGAGGACAUUCAGCACGUCUGGAUUGGCGAGGUCAUCCUUCAGCCAUGGCUCUAUCAGCACCGACGACGUGUACGCCGCCGAUAACAACCUGCCGCCACGAGGGCCCACGGACACAGCGUCGAGGAUCAGAAAGGUUGGCGAGACGCUCUACCCGCUGUUUUGCGUGUCUGUGCACGAGCACGCGUGGCUGCCCGAGUACGGCGUGUGGGGGAAGGAGGAGUACAUGAAGCGCUUCUGGACGGUGCUCGAUUGGGCGAAGGUCGUCGAGAGAUACAAGAUGUUCACGGUGAACUCAAAGUACUAGAGAGCGUGUGUGGUCGUCUUAUGUGUUCGGAUUUACACUGUAUGCCGGCACGGGGCGGGGACGGCUCCAGUGGCUACACAUUCCAUAGAUACUAAAAGUACACCUAAUGCACCCCUACUCCCAUGGGCUCAUCUGACGUGAUUACUCUGGAUGUUAGCCUGUAUGGG
This is a messenger RNA of Rhodofomes roseus, 1375 nucleotides long. RefSeq lists its product as uncharacterized. Gene Ontology annotation, biological process: superoxide metabolic process. The record is from RefSeq and is a predicted model, not a curated record. NCBI's taxonomy places the organism in Eukaryota, Fungi, Basidiomycota, Agaricomycetes, Polyporales, Fomitopsidaceae. Gene Ontology annotation, molecular function: superoxide dismutase activity; metal ion binding. Bases 138 to 1208 code for a protein of 356 amino acids. The transcript is spliced from 3 exons.